This is a messenger RNA of Tetranychus urticae (two-spotted spider mite), 2075 nucleotides long. It is a transcript of the gene Pdk1, whose product is annotated as Phosphoinositide-dependent kinase 1. Gene Ontology annotation, molecular function: ATP binding; protein serine/threonine kinase activity. The record is from RefSeq and is a predicted model, not a curated record. NCBI's taxonomy places the organism in Eukaryota, Metazoa, Arthropoda, Arachnida, Trombidiformes, Tetranychidae. Gene Ontology annotation, biological process: intracellular signal transduction; peptidyl-serine phosphorylation.
AAUGUACAUUAUUCUGUAUUUAUGCAGAAGAUUGCUGUUAUUUUACUUUUGUGAGUCAAUUUUAUUUCAUUUUCUGCUGAUUAAAUUGUAUCAUUUAUUUUGAAAGUGGCUGUUUCGUCUCUGUUUUCAACUAAUACUACACCUCUUAUUUUCACCUUCACCGGCUUACCUGCUUCUAUAUGUACUCUGUUUUGUUAUCAGUGUUUUGACCCUUUUUCAAGAAAACAAAAACAAACAACCAAAUGAACAACACGAGUAAUUCAACAACAAACAAUCCAACUGCCCAACCCUCCGAUAAACCUCUGAUUAGAAAGAAAUGUGCACAAGAUUUUAAGUUUAUUGGUUUAAUUGGGGAAGGUUCAUUCUCUAUGGUGGCCUUGGCUGUUGAUACACACACCAAACAAAAGUAUGCAAUCAAAAUCUGUGAGAAAAGGCAACUUUUGAAAGAAAACAAGGCUAAAGCAAUUAUGAGGGAGAAAGAUAUCCUAAAUCUAUUGGACUCACAUUCAAGUCCUUAUUUCAUAAGGUUGCAUUUUUCUUUUCAAGACUCUCACCGGUUAUUUUUUGGACUCAGCUUUGCCAGAGGAGGAGAAUUGUUGACAUAUAUCAAUAAAUUAUCUGGUUUCAACGAAGAAUGUACCCGGUUUUACUCAGCUCAAAUUCUCCUUGCUUUGGAGUAUCUGCACAAGUUGGGCAUUAUUCACAGAGACUUAAAACCUGAGAACUUACUUUUGAAUGAUAAAAUGCAAAUACAAAUAACUGAUUUUGGUUCAGCUUUUCAAGGUAGCACGGAUUCGAUUAAAACCUACCCCCUUGACUAUACGAAAGAAAAGGAUGACCAAGUCAAGAAGCAAAGAAAGAACCCAAAACGGAGGAGACGAGGAAAACAAAAAUGGCGAUGCAGAAAGUGACAGAGAAGAAACUGAUGACGAGGAUGACGUCGAGAACAACAAAUCAGACGAAAAACAGGAAGAUGAAAAUAAUAGUUCAAGUGAUGAGUCAAGGCAGCAACACUCUAGAUAUCGAGCACAUAAUAGGAACAAUAACAAAACAAAAAACUCUCGGAGUAACUCGUUUGUUGGUACAGCUCAGUAUGUAUCACCAGAGAUGAUAACAUGUGCAAGAUGUUUCACAAGCUCAGAUUUAUGGGCUUAUGGUUGUAUUAUAUAUCAAAUGUUGGUAGGAAGUCCACCAUUCAAUGACGCAACUGACUAUCUCAUCUUUCACAAGAUACUUGCCCUCAAUCUUACUUUUCCAGAUGAUAAAAUUUAUCCAGAGGCCGAAGAUUUGAUAAAAUCAUUACUUACCCUGGAUCCCUGUUCCCGUUUAGGUGCUUCAGAUGAUUUUACUUUGGGCUCAUAUCCAUCAAUUCGGUCUCACCCUUUUUUCACUGAAAUUUCACAACCAGCUAAAAUCACAGUAUCAACCUCACCAUUGUCAUCAUCUUCAUCCUCAUCAAAGUCACCAUCAUCUAACCUUCCUGGGCCUAGUUUUUUUAAUCCAGCCAAUCAAUAUCCGCAAACAAGAUGGUCAACCUUACAUCUAGAACGACCUCCACUAUUAGAUUUUCUUAAUAAAGAGGAUUACGAUUUAGAGUCUAGAAUAUCUUGCCUCAAUUAUGACGAUAUUGAACCAGGCCUAGAUGAAGGUCUCUUACUAGGCCUUGGUCUAUCAGACUAUCCAAAGAAGAGCGAAUCACCUUUUGAAAAGGUUGACUCAACAACCUCCUCUUCAACCUCACCUCCACCAACACAAAGGACUGGUUACAAUAAUAUAUCAAGUAAUAGUAGAGGAGGAAUUAACUUUAAUUCAAGGUUUUGUAAAAAUAGCUCAUCACACAAGGAGAAUUCUCGAUCCAAUAAUAAUCCAGAGCGAAGCAAGAAGAAAGGAUUGUUUUCUAAAUUAUUUAAACAUUGAGAUUAAACAAUGUUUUGGCAUUUUGAAAAUUUUAAUUAAUCAGUUGAGGAUAAGUGUGCUAAAUAAACUGCUAUUGUAAAGCAACCAUUUUAGUAAAUAUUGUAUCAAUCUUACGUUUAAUUUAAAACCAAUUCAUGAAUUAAAGCAAUGAAACUGAA